GACGUGACAUCGCAAAGGACCGUGACGUACUUCCUGUGGAGUUCAUCUCCGCAUUCUCCACGUGGAAAACAAGAACUAAGCGCGUUCGGUGCGGUACCGGGAGCUAUGGCUUGUUUGGGUUUCUGUGGGGAGUGGUUUCUGUCGACCUGCAGCAGCAAACUCAUAGCGGUCCAUACCAAAGAGCCCAGAGAGCCGUUUGUGUUUGACUGCAGCCGUGCUGAAAAGAGGAUAAAAACGGCAAAGGAUGUAAAUGGCAGUGAUGCGUCAGAGGAGACCGGAAGUGACACGGUCCUUGCUUUUGCAGUGUCUUCAUCUGGCAAAUUGGUGGCAAUCACUGAUGACACCAAGCGACUGAUCCUGUUUCAGUGUGAGCCUUCAUGGCUCUGCAUUAGCAUCAGGUGGGUGGCUAGGAGGUGCACAUCACUAGCAUUCAGCCAGGCUGAAGAUGAGCUGCUGGUGGCUGACAAGUCUGGAGACGUUUACUCCUUUUCUGUGGUUGAGCCAGAGAAGGACGGCGAGCUGAAGAUGGGGCACCUUUCAAUGUUACUCGCUGUGACCAUAUCUGCAGACGACCAGUACAUCAUUACAGCCGACCGUGACGAGAAGAUCAGAGUGAGCCGUCGCAGGUCCCCGUACGACAUCCAGUCUUACUGCUUAGGGCAUCACCAGUUUGUCAGUACGCUAGAGAUCCCAACAAGUCAUCCGCACUGGCUGCUGUCCGGAUCAGGGGAUGGAACAGUGAAGCUGUGGGAGUUUGAAUCUGGUCGCAAACUGCAAAGCUGGGACCUUGGGCAGCUUGAAGACGAUCUGUGCUCUGAUGCUGCCAAAGGAAAUAACGCAGCCGUGUUUCGUAUCUGCAGUUCCCCCGGCGGCCGUGAUGUCGCCGUGUUGUGUGACGGGCUGAUGAACGUUUACAUGUUCACCUUGGAGCGAACCAGUGACGAGAAGCUGAGGUUUCACAGUAAACUCCACUUUCUCCACCGUCCCAUGGACAUAGGCUUUGACACGAAAGGACGGCUUUGGGUGCUGCUGGACUCCAGCGACGUCCCGCUCCAAAUCCACACAUUCAGGAAAAACUCCUGGGAGUGCGACACUGAGAACGACGACCUCAGAAGAGUAACCGAGAUCCUCAGAACGCAGUGGAGCACGACUGACAAUUUCACAAGUGUCACAAACCACUUUGAGCACCUGUAUAAAGUGAGCUUUGACAACGUGUCAGUGUAUCUGCAGAAAAAGCAGCAGCGGAUUGAAGAGCAUCAGCUGAAGAGGACAAAAGCUCAGAAACCAAAAUGCAACAAGAAGUCAAAGAAGGAACCUGAUGAAGUUUUGACUCGGCCUUCUACUUAAGUGAAGAGUAAAGAGAAACAUUCUGGUUUUGUACUUGAAUAUGUGCGCAGUGCCAGUUUUAUUUGGUGGUUUAUUUUUACUAUUUAAGAUGAAACAAAGUUAAACCUUUUUUUCUGUUUGGCAUCGUCACCAAAUGAAACCUGUUUGCCAGUGUGAGCCACAUACAUUCUGUUGAAUCAUUAUUGUAUGUUUGGUGCAUUUAAUUACAUGUAAUUUCACUCUGGGAAUAAUAAGGCAUAUUUUAUUUUUAAAAAAUUCCUAUGUAAAACCUCAAUUCUAUAAUGACUCUAAAAAUUAAAAGUUCACAUAUUCAUUGGAACAGAACCAGAGUUCAUGUCAACAAGGUUUGUAGGUGGACCAGAAUAAGCUUAGCAUUCACACCUACCCAAACGGACCGGACGUUCUGGUCAAAUGAUCUGGAAUGAAAUACGCUCAGGAUGGGACCAAAAAAGACUCGGGAUUUGGAUGACAUUGGAAAAAUUACUGGACUUCCUGUCAGAAUAAAUUUCUGCUGUCGGAUCCCAGCAGGACUUGGUCGAGGAGGUCAGAUCUCUGAAACUCCAGAAGGCCAAAAAGGACAAGCAGAUAACACCUUUGGACAACAUGGUGCCGGAACUGGAGCAGUUCACGGAAGAACAACGUGUUCAUCGCCGGUCUGCGUGUUAAAUCUCCCUCGUACACUUGGGCAAUUACAGCGGAGUUAGACAGGCAAGCAAUAAACACUUGUACAAGCUGCAUCAUGCAAACAUUGUGCAUUUACUAAUUAUGUACAUUUGUAUUCAGCUUCAUUAAAUGAGAUCAUUAAAUGAAACUGCUUUCAUGAA
This is a messenger RNA of Poecilia latipinna (sailfin molly), 2171 nucleotides long. It is a transcript of the gene wdr4, whose product is annotated as WD repeat domain 4. The transcript is spliced from 11 exons. Lineage: Eukaryota; Metazoa; Chordata; Actinopteri; Cyprinodontiformes; Poeciliidae. The record is from RefSeq and is a predicted model, not a curated record. The coding region runs from base 106 to 1347 and encodes 413 amino acids. Gene Ontology annotation, biological process: tRNA modification; RNA (guanine-N7)-methylation. Gene Ontology annotation, cellular component: tRNA methyltransferase complex; cytosol; nucleus. Gene Ontology annotation, molecular function: protein binding.